Protopolystoma xenopodis is the source of this 327-nucleotide messenger RNA. The record is from the annotation of a GenBank genome assembly. NCBI's taxonomy places the organism in Eukaryota, Metazoa, Platyhelminthes, Monogenea, Polystomatidea, Polystomatidae.
AUGGACAAAAGCUUAGCACCUUUUCACCGAAAUCGAGUGAGAUUGCCUCGGCAACAGCGUCAGCAUGAACGUUCCAGUAAAGCCAAUCGACAGCUGGUUGAGAUGAAUCCGCCGUCGUCUUCCGGUGGAAUCGACCUUCGAAUCCCUUCACGUGACACGUUCACUCGAAAUGGAAAACCGGACCAUUCACUUGGUACAUACCCAAACAUCUUGCCGGUUUCGUCAGUAAGAGGCGCCAGUGUAAGCACAGAAGUACCUCUCACUGACGAUGUCGGCGAGACGUUUGGGUAUGUACCACGAAUUCCAGGUCAGCCGACACACGACUAG